This is a messenger RNA of Lytechinus variegatus (green sea urchin), 11462 nucleotides long. RefSeq names its product protein unc-13 homolog B-like. The coding region runs from base 1249 to 6816 and encodes 1855 amino acids. The record is from RefSeq and is a predicted model, not a curated record. Gene Ontology annotation, molecular function: calmodulin binding; syntaxin-1 binding; diacylglycerol binding. Gene Ontology annotation, biological process: synaptic vesicle priming; synaptic transmission, glutamatergic; synaptic vesicle maturation. Gene Ontology annotation, cellular component: presynaptic active zone cytoplasmic component; presynaptic membrane; terminal bouton. The transcript is spliced from 33 exons. Lineage: Eukaryota; Metazoa; Echinodermata; Echinoidea; Temnopleuroida; Toxopneustidae.
ACUCCACCGAAUAGCAAGCGCAACAUCAAUUGAAUCCUUCUAUAUUACCCCGAUCAGUUUGAUAAGCACCGCAAACUGCUAUGUAUAGCUUCAUGGGUAAUACUUAAUGAAGAUUCAUUUUGAGAUUACAGACAAUGCAUAGAAGGCCUAAUUGGAGAUGGCGCUUUGCUGACUUCUGCGUGGAAUGUUGGAUUCUUCUUCCAAGAAAACGUUGAAUUGAAAUUGAGAUUUAACAAAAAAGGAUUUGGAGAAUAUCAUCUAUCGCCUACUUUGUACUUCAUUUGUCAUUGAAAUCAAUUAAAUGUGUAUUGAAAUUGAUAUGUUAUUUUCUUUGUGAUUGGAUCAGUUUUGCGGUUCAUCUAUGGUCAUGGUAUCCUUGCUUGGAUCAUCUACUUGAAAUAUAUUUCCCUUUCUCUUCGUUUUAACUUUUCGCAUAAAUAUGUUUUUCCUGCUUUCCUGUAAUUUUAUCAAAUGGUCAUUUACUCCAUUCUACGAUGGAGUAGUCUAUUAUAUCGGAACAACUUCCAAGGAACAUAUUUUGGGUUUCUUUUAAUUCUGAUAGAGUAUUCUAUUGUGAAUCAGCUGGAUCUUACCUUUAUUGACAUAAUAUGCGAAUGCACUAUGUCAGUUUUAUCAAGGAAAUAGGCAUCCUGUAAUAGAAGAGGAUUAGUGACAUCAGGACUGUAAAUUGCCCUCCAAAACAUUGCUCUUAAAGUACUCAGAAGAUGGUUUUUGGAGACUCAAAUGUGAUUAUUAGCCAAUGUUAUUUCAUUUAUAUCCCCCUUUUCAGGGAAGUCAGACACUGGCAUGUUUGAUCAGUAAAAUGUGAUCAGCUAAACCAACAUUAUCAGUCAAGGUCCACGGGAGUAGCUGCUGAAUUUCCAUUAGCUCUUUAACGUACAGAAACCUUCAAGCCCUAAGCCAUGCAUUAACGAAUCAACACUUCAGUAUCAAAGACGCAGAAUUCGUGCCAUGAUUGAUCUUUUCAAUUAUAGAUAUUGCCUAUUACCAUCAAAAAGCAAGUGGUAUUUUUUCCUCAAACUGGUUCUUUGAGGUAUCAUUAUACACAGUGAACACCUUUGUUUGUGAACCCUGAGCGAAAGGAAGGAGAAAUUUACUUCUCAACUCGCAUCCUCAUUUAUUUGUGUUCUUUUACCCACAAAAUGGAAAAUAUAAUAUGGAUAUAUCAUGUUACGUAGUGCAUGCCUCCAAAGAGCUUCUUGGCUCUUUCAUUGUUAAUGGGCUGGUAUGAUGUCCGAAGACAGCGAUUACACCAGUGACAUAAACGCACCCACAGUCAGCAAUAGCAGCCCUCGUCACAGCGCUGGUACUGCCCACCAUUCAUCUGAUAGAUUAGAUUCCCCUCCCCAUGGAUCUCCUCCGUCACGCUUCCAUGAUUACAACGAUGACCACUACCCUGGAAUGGAAGAGCCUUACUAUCCCCAUGACUACACUGAUGAAGAGAGAAUAGGACGUUUCAUCGAAGACGACGAGAGAAGACGACUCUAUCCAGAAGACCGCGGCGACUUCACGGACGGCAGCGCCGACCGCUUAGACCAGGAUUAUCCUGAUAGAGAAUACUACAAUGACUAUCACUCUGGUAGCAAUAUGGAUUUCAGGUAUAAUGGAUCUACAGGUGAAUUUACAAACCCUGAGGACACCUAUAGCGGAGAAUACGAUUCGGAAUAUGGCCCAAACCAGCGAGGAUACUUGGAUGAUUACGAUCAGGAAUACCAAGAAGGGCAGAGCUCCGAUGAGCAGAGAUACAGACGCAUGGAAUCAUAUGAUCAAGAGGAAUACGAUAGGAAGUAUGAUAGGGAGGAUUACCCCCAUGAUGUGUACAGCGAUGAGUACGAAGGGAGAGAAAGAGACUUUGCUCACCGGGAGCGCGAGUAUGUUCCUCCGGAUGCUGGAUAUGAACACCCAGAAAGUGAGGACAUUGAGUAUGACAAGGAGAAAGGGGCGUAUGAUUUACAUAAAGGUGAAGAUUUAAGGAUUGUUGAUCAUGAAGCUCGGGGAAGAGGAAGUAGUUAUGAUUUAAGAAGGGAAGAAGACCUUGAGCCUCUGAGAGGCAGCAAUUAUGAUUUAAGGACAGAUAGUGAAACUGAAAGUAGGAGAGGCAAUCUAGUACCAGGUAGUGAUAUAGGUUCUAAAAAGGGUAGCAAUUACGAUCUGACAAGGGAUGCUGAAUACAAUAUGCACAGAGACAACGAAUUUGAUAAUGGACAUGAAAGCAAAUUUGAUUCGCAGAGAAACGGUGAAUUUGGUUCCCGGAGAAACAGUGGGUUCGAUUCACGACUUGAUGGUGACUUUGACCAAAGACGGGACGGAGAGUUUGAGUCAAGACACGAAGACUUUGAUCCCCAGCAGGAAAGUGGUUUUGACUUGCAUGAAAAUAUUUACUGUCAACCGGAGAGUGACGACCUUGAAACUCGCGACAGCGACCUUGAAGGCAGAGUCGCGGAGUUCGAACUGGUCCGUCGGGAUCCGUACCGUACCCUUCGGGAGAGUGACUACGACCAUAGAGUGUCCAAUUUCGGCCGUCACACGGACGACUUUGAAGGAUACAACUUUGAUGAUGGCAGGAACUAUGUUGACAGGGGGGAGAGUUUUGAGACAAGGACGGAACAGAGUGAGGUAGAAUCGGAAACGAGCAAUACCAUACCCAGUAGACAUCGGAGGAGAGAACCUUACCCCUAUAGCCCUCAUGGGAGUGAGAGAUACCUUCACAGAGAUGUUGAUAGUUUAGAACGAGAUAGCAGACCCUCAUUGGACACAGGAAGCCCUGGGAGUAGCCGCUAUUCUUCUCCGCGAGUCAGUCGGAGCAGCCUUGCCCUCGACAGGUAUUCGGAGAGCUUGCAGCAGUCGGACGAGCUCCUAGACCGAGACCGAGAGCUGGACCUGGAACUGCGUGAGGAGGAGGACGAGUUGAGAGACCUGGUACCUGCUAUGACCAUCGCUCGAAUGAGAUGGCUCAAUGCAUUCCACAGAGUGCGAGAGCAGAUCAAAGAGGGAUAUUACGAUGGUGACAGCAGUAUGAGACCAGGAAGAGGAGGUGGACUGUGGGCUAACUUAGCAAAUGGCGGCAAAUUUGAAGACACAUUUAACAACAACAACCAAGAUAGUUCAGUGGCAAGACCUUUGAGAAGGCGUAAAAACUUUCGCAUCCCUGCAAAUAAACUUCUUGAGAUUGACAUGGCUCCAGAACUACCCCCCUGCCGCAAGAUAUCAGCGGAGAUUGGGGUCAAGAGCUUGUGUUGGUCAUUAGCUGCAAUGAAGCGACAAACAAUGCCUUCAACAAUGGUCAAUAGACAGUCAUUGAACGAUGAGGAAUUGAAAAGCCACGUCUACAAGAAGACCUUGCAAGCCCUGAUCUAUCCAAUCUCCAGCACAACACCCCACAACUUUGAAAUCUGGACAGCGACCACGCCCACCUACUGCUAUGAGUGCGAGGGCUUACUAUGGGGCAUUGCCCGCCAAGGGGUGCGCUGCACAGAGUGUGGGGUCAAAUGCCAUGAGAAGUGCAAGGACCUUCUCAAUGCUGAUUGCUUACAACUGUUCAUGACAAAGAAAAGCAGAGCGGCAGAAAAGAGCUCCAAGCAUGGUGCAGAGGACAAGACUCAAAACAUUAUCAUGGCCAUGAAAGACAGGAUGAAAAUUAGAGAGAGGAAUAAACCAGAAAUAUUUGAGAUGAUUCGGGAGGUUUUUAACACUCCGUCACAGGCCCACUCAGGGCACAUGAAGGCGGUCAAGCAGUCGGUGCUGGACGGCACGUCCAAAUGGUCAGCCAAACUUGCCAUCACUGUGGUCAGCGCUCAGGGUCUCAUUGCCAAGGAUAAGACUGGGACGAGCGACCCCUACGUCACUGUUCAGGUGGGCAAGGUCAAGAAACGGACGCGCACCGUUCAGCAGAAUCUCAACCCCGAGUGGAACGAGAAAUUUUUCUUUGAGUGCCACAACUCGUCCGAUAGGAUCAAAGUCAGAGUAUGGGAUGAAGAUGAUGACUUGAAGUCUAAGCUCAUGCAAAAGUUGACCAGAGAAUCUGAUGACUUUCUUGGUCAAACAAUAAUUGAAGUGAGGACGUUGAGCGGUGAGAUGGACGUCUGGUAUAAUCUCGAGAAAAGAACGGACAAAUCAGCAGUUUCAGGCGCCAUCAGGUUACAUAUAUCAGUUGAAAUCAAAGGAGAGGAGAAAGCAGUGGCUCCAUACCAUGUACAAUACACUUGUCUUCAUGAGAAUCUCUUCCACUUCUUGAGUAUGAAAGAAGGGGGCCAGGUGAAGCUGCCAUCGGCCAAGGGUGAUGAUGCCUGGAAGAUUUACUUUGACGAGACCGCCCAGGAAGUGGUGGAUGAGUUUGCCAUGAGAUACGGCAUCGAGUCCAUCUACCAAGCAAUGACACACUUUUCCUGUCUUUCAUCCAAGUACAUGUGCUCAGGCGUACCAGCCGUUAUGAGUACAUUACUAGCCAAUAUCAAUGCCUUUUACGCUCAUACCACAGCAUCCUCAGCUGUCUCUGCCAGUGACAGAUUUGCAGCCUCCAACUUUGGGAAAGAGAAGUUUGUACGCCUUCUCGAUCAACUUCACAAUUCGGUCCGGAUAGAUCUCAAUUCCUACAGAAAUAACUUCCCUGCUGACACCCGACACAGACUAGAUGAUCUCAAGUCUAUGGUGGACCUCUUAACCAGUAUUACAUUCUUCAGGAUGAAGGUGCAAGAGCAAGCUAGUCCGCCUAGAGCUGCGUCAGUAGUCCUUGGGUGUGUCAAGGCCUGUCUACAAUCCACCUAUGACUACAUCAGGGAUAACUGUUUUGAGCUGUACCAACGAGAGUUCCAACCGGAUCAACCUAUCAAACAGCCCGACCCAGCAGAUGACCCCACCGUGCCACGAAGCCUUGACUUCUGGACCAAGAUGAUUUCACUCAUCGUGUCUGUCAUUGAAGAAGAUAAGACUACCUACACAUCAGUGCUUAACCAGUUCCCAAAUGAGCUGAAUGUAGGCGUACUCUCUGCCACCAUGAUGUGGUGUGGCUUUGCCAAAGAUAUGAAGUCUGCUCUUGAAGAACAUGACCAACAGAGGUUAUGUACCAGUGCAGAAUACAUGAACCUUCAUUUCAAGGUCAAGUGGAUGUUCAAUAAGUAUGUGGAAGGAGUCACUGAAUAUGAGAAUAGAACCCCAGAAUAUGCAAGCUGGUUUGAGCCUUUUGUCAUGCAGUGGCUGCGUGAGAAUGAAGAACUUUCCAUGGAGUUCCUGCAUGGCGCCCUCGAGAGAGACGCCAAGGAGAACUUUCAGAAGAGCUCAGAGCAUGCUCGAUUCUCGUGCUCUGUUGUUGAUGUGUUCACUCAGAUCAACCAAAGUUUUGACAUUAUUCGUCGUCUAGAGUGCCCUGACCCAGAGAUUGUCAAUAGAUACAUGAGGAAGUUUGCCAAUACUGUCAACAGGGUCUUACUUGCCUAUGCAGAUAUUGUAACUGAGAAGUUUGCUCGCUACUGCAACAAAGACGAAAUAUCCCUCCAAGCCUGUAUCCUGAUGAACAACAUACAGCAACUGAGGGUAUAUCUAGAGAAGGUCUUCGAGUCAAUGGGAGGAGAGAAGCUAGAUGCAGAGGCUGCAGAUACGUUGAAGAAACUUCAGGGCAGUCUCAAUGAAGUCUUAGACCAACUCAGCAAAGUCUUUGCCAAGAGCUUUGUACCACGUCUUCAUGAGAGCAUAGAGCAACUAAGUGCCCAUUUAGGUGAGAUCAGAGGACAAGGACAACCCAACCAAAGGAGCAACAAUGAAUCUGAUGCUGUCACAGUACUUAGACCACUCAUGGAAAUUCUAGAUGGAAAUUUGUCGGUGUUAGCUCAAAACUGUGAGAAGACUGUCUGGAAGCGACUUCUCAAAGAGAUGUGGAAGAUUGUCAUCAGUACAGUGGAGAAGGUUGUGGUCUUACCACCCAUGAGUGAUGUCUCGAUGAGUUCUAUUCUUGCCACUCUUAACCCAGCAUUAGCUAAACUACAAGGACAUGGGGAAACCAAGGAUGUGAACAAGGAGGAAAACAAGAACCUGUCCCCCAAACAAUGCGCAGUCUUAGAAGUUGCUCUGGAUCACAUUAAGGGUUCUUUUGCCCAUCCACAGCAAUACUUCCAUGGCUCGGGCAACGGUCUUAAACGCAACUUUCUAGAGAAGAGCCCGGAGCUUCAGUCCUUGCGAUACGCCCUAUCUCUCUACACUCAAACCACCGAUAUGCUUAUCAAGACUUUUGUACAGACCCAGAAUCAGCAAGAUCAACCAAGUGGUACCAUGUCUUUUGGUGAGCUCUCUAUUCAAGUCGACCUAUUCACACAUCCUGGUACUGGGGAACACAAGGUCAAUGUCAAAGUGGUUGCCUGCAACGGGCUGAGAUGGAACACGACAAGUAUGUUCCGACCAUUUGUAGAAGUCUACAUGAUAGGUCCUCAUCUGAGCGACAAAAGACGCAAACAUUCCACCAAGUCCAAGGCCAAUAACUGGGCUCCCAAAUACAACGAGACCUUCCAGUUCAUCCUAGGUAACGAGGAUGAGCCUAGCUCCUACGAACUUCAUUUCUGCGUGAAAGACUACUGCUUCGCCAGAGAAGACCACCUCAUCGGGAUUGGCGUACUUCAGCUCCACACAAUCGUAGAAUGCGGAAGCUGCGCCUGCGUAUGCACGCUAGGACGCAAGCUACACGUCAACGACACGGGUGGGACUAUCCUACGCAUCCUAUCCCAGCGAACCAAUGACGAGGUGGCACGAGAGUUUGUUCGCCUCAAGUCAGAGAGGAGAUCCGAGGGGGGUGAUCAAGGGAGGAGCUGAGACCGUGGGAAAUCGGUUGUUAUAUUCUGAAAGAGUACCUCAUUUCUUUAUUAUGUUGUUUCCUUUGGAGGAAUUUUGCAUUACUCUUUUUAAAAUCUAAGUGCCUGAGUAUGUUCAAUUUAAUGUGCAACUUUGCAUGUUAUAUUCAACAUUUUGACUAUUCAAUUGUUAUGUAUGAGAAGGUUUGAAAUGAUUCUAUUCCAGACAUUUCAAAAUGAAGUAUAAGUUCUCAUAUUUCUCACUAUGCUUAUGCAGUAAAUGGGUAAUUCUACUGGCUAAUAGUAUCUAUUAGAUGACCAAGCCCAGCUUUUCUCACGCACUUGUGAUUCUUUUUCGAACUCAGUACUUGUAUGCUGUAUUCACAUUCAGAGUAUUAAUUCACCAUGUAAUAAUUUUUACUUCACUAAGAAGAUGAAUAAUUUCCCUCAUUUGUACUAGUUGUAAAUGUCACUGUGUCUUGCAUAUUGUACAAAUUUUUAUCUAGAAUUAAUGCAAAUAUAUUGCCAUUGAUAAAUUGUGGUGUAUUGAAUUAAAUGUGUAAUUUUGUUUGUUUAUUUGAUCUGUUGUUGAGCAUGUAUGUACAUAUAUUUUCAAAUUCAGAUUUAGACAUGGAAAAAUUGAUUAUUUCCAAUUUCAGCAUUCCUUGCUUUGUAGUAUACUCUGACAGAUUUGGAUGGUUGUGUCUUUGUGGUUAAAAGGUGAUUUUGUUUUUGUUUUUGAAUUUAUAUAGAAAAAGAAUAGAGUUUUAUUUUCCAGAUUCAAUUGUGUAAAGCUUUUGAUUACAUUUUCAUGCAUUGUAGUAUUAGGAAUAUUCCAGAGAAAAGAAAUUUAAGUAAAUUUGUAUGUGUAAUCAUAUAAGUAUAGCAGUAUUUGAAGGCAACUUACUUUUGUACCCAUUCAGAUAUUGAAUAGAUGAAUUCAUUCUAAUAUAAGCAGAUAAGACAUAAUGUAAGGGCAGAAGAUUUUUUGUUGAUUUUUAUGUACAGUUUUUGUAUAUGUACUUGUUUGUGAGGAAGUAUACCCUAUUUGAUGGGUUUAAAGUUGACUUGCCUUUUUGUGUGCUUUUAGCUUGUAUUUGACAAAGAGAAACAAUGUAUGCCAGAAGAAAGCUAUAUUACAUUUCACAAAUGACAAAAUUUAUUGAUAUGUAAAUAUGUAUGUGUAUGUAUUUAUAUCAUGUUGCAAUAUUUAUCCACUCAUUUUGGAAUAUUUAGGUGCUAUUGUAUAAAUCACUGACUUUCAGGAUUAAUUCCCACAUAUCCACUUAAGGGUAUUACUUUCCACAAUGAAGCAAAAAAAAAAUCUUAUUUAUCACUCGACAACCAUUUGCAAACAUAUGGAACAACUGAUGAAAUUCAUUUCCUCAUGGUUGAUAAUUAGAUAUUAUUAAGAGAGUGUCUUUCAUAAAACUGCCUGCUCAACAGAAGGCUUAAAUGCUAAAAUAGCCAGAGGACUGAUGGCUUCAAAUACUCUUCUAGGGAACUAGUAACAAGGAUUAAUGAAAGUACUCUGUAUGUUGAUCUGAUAUCCAUUUCAUGUUCUUUUAACAUGGUAAUGAAUUGUAUAUUUCAAUGUGAAUAACUGCUGAAUGGAUUAAUUACCAAAAAAUGAUCACGAUACCUUUCUUUAAAAAAAAUUGAAGACAUGGUUUUAAUGCGUGUAAAUCAUUUUAUCAUUUGCCAGAAUAUAUUAAGAAAUUCAAAAUAGAUUCCACUUCGGAAAAUCCAUUUAUCAGAAAACGUUUUAUUAAAUUUCUUAAUUUGCUUGAAUUCUCUUUUCUCAAAUUAUUGAUGUAAUGUCUGAUCCCUGUAGACAAUGGGUCAUAUGUAUUUUUUGUAGAGGAUUCACUCUAGAACCGAUUGAAUUACCAAUAUUUUCAGAUGUUUGCAAAUGGUUGUUACUCUUCAAAUAUUUUAAACAUAUUCACUCAGAAAUAUCCCCUCCAAUCUGAUCAGAAAUUUCAAAUAUUUGUUAAUUUAUUACUUAGGGAUACAGUUUCAAAUUAAGUUUUUAACUUUUGGUAAAAUAGGACAAUUACAAGAAAAUAAUCAUGAUUCCUUGUAUGAAAAUUAAAUCUCUAGCAUAUAAAAACUGAGUUGAGCAAAAUGAAAUGUUUUCACAUUGACAUUUAAUAUGAAGCUUUCCAUCAAAGUUUGAUCAGUUAUUGAACAAGAUAGUAUAAGGAUAAUGAUUCUUUUUCUAAUAUAAAAAUAUGAACUGAACCUUCAGUGAAAUUACUUUGAUCUUGCCUUUUUAGUGUUCUUAGUACCUUGCAAGGAUCAUUAUUACAGAGAAAAUAAUUGUAUAUGCCAAUUGUUUCAUGGUGGUAUUUGUUUAAAAUAUUGCAAGACUCGAUAUAAACUACCAAAACAUGCCAUUCUUGAUGGAACUUUUUAAAAUGAACAUCAAAUUGUUUUUAAAAAAGGAACAUGCGCUCUUGUGAAUUUAUUUUCUUGAAGCAGUCUUUAAAUAUUUUAAGUACAAAUGAAACAUAUGGCAUAUAUACUUAAUGAUUUAAAUGUAAAACCACUAAUAACACAGUGUGAAUGAUUUAUAUCAAGAGUGUCCUAUGCAAUAAGUAAUCUUAGAGCAGUUUUACAUUAUUGUGCUAACUUUAUUUAGUUACUUAUUUCAGAUAAGGUGAUUUCUUUCUCGUUUGAACUUACAUGUACAAGAGCAAUGAAUUGAUCAUUGUUGUCUUGUAAUUUUGUUUUUCAUUUCCCAAGAAAGAAAAUGCAGCUAAAUGAAUACUUGAUGUUAAAAGUGUUCAUCAAUCCCUCAUUUACAGACACUAUUUAGAAUCAGAAUUCUUGGCAGAGCACACAGUAUGAUGUUAAAAAUGAGUGUGCCGGGGGGGGGGGGGGCUGAGCCGAAAGUUAGGGGACUGACCAUGCAAAAGAUCACAAUAGGAAUGAUGUGCCCUCUGCCAACGGUUCUGUGGCCCCUUCUUAGGUAUGUCCUCAUAUGAGACUGUACCACAACCCACCCUUAGUGUCAAGAAUUUAUGAAUUUAGCUAGGCUCUGCAUUUAGCUUAUGCGUUAAUUGUAUUUAGGACCUGGACUUUGAUAAUCUUCAUUUAUACCCCUAUGGUGUGUUUCAGGAAAGGACUAGUUAUUUUAUCUGGCAGUUGCCAUAGUUACAGUGCUUACCAGCCAAUCAAAAUCAAGUAAAGUUGUCUGAUCUAACCACUUUUCGGAUGAUAGAGGUUGAUGAAACGGUCCCCAGAAUUCAACUCAAAUACACAGCACAUGGUUGAUAAUCCUCUCAGUAAAUGUUUCUGUGAUUCAUGUUGUCAAUGGUACAAACUUACACACACUCUGAAGUAUACUUAGUCGUUGUUGUUUUUUUAACAUCCUUUGAUGGUUUUGGAUCAAAUUGGUCUGAAUUCGCUUAAACAAAUGAGUUCCUCAGUUUCUUAUCACACACAAGAAAUCAAAAAAAGAUGCACUCUAUAGUGACAUUAAAUAUCAGGAUUUUUUUCAAAAAGUACCUUAAAUAUCCAAUUCCCUAGUAUUAAAUAUCAAAAUUCUCAGUAUUAAAGCGAUAAAUAAUUGAAGUUCACGACCAUUAGCAUGUUGAUAAGUAGAUUCAAAACUAUGCCUGUUCACCCGAAAAAUUAGUUCAGUGAUGGUGUGUUGAGUUGUGUUGCUCAUGUAAAGAAGAUGUUGUUGCAGCUCAACUACAAGUAACUCCAUAUCUGAUUCUUAUUUAAACAUCGAUUAAAUGCAUGGGAAGAUAACUUUUUCAAAGUCAAAUUAAAGUACAAAAAAAUCUAUUGAACUUGAGGGAAAUUAAUGUUUUGCAUAAUAGAGUCAGACUCACCAUUAUUUAGAUUAAUAAUGAGCUGGUGGAAAUUACAAGGACAAAAAUCUCUCAAUUUACAUUGUUAUUUUAAAUGGAAAACAAUUCAGUUAGAAAAAUGAAUACAUAUUCAAUGCAUGCAUGAAGAGGACAGUGCGGCUGUGCCCCACUACUGAAUAAAGUUGAAUCGGUCGACAGAGGCUAGGCAGAUUUUCCCUAUAAGUAUGGUAUAUUGAUCUUCACAUAUUUAGAUGGUCACACUUAAGGGGUAUGAAAUGUUUUAUACAAAUGCAAACUUUCAGAUGCCCAUUUAUGAAUGUCACAUUUUUUCCUUUACUCAAGAUUCCUUUUGAAAUAAUGGGUAAAAAAGGAGAAUUUCAUGAAUUCAUGGUCACAUUUUUUGUAAAUUCAUAUGUAGAUAUAGCCAGUUUUGUAACUUUUCACAUUGAAAUUCUCAUUUUGAAUUUGAUAUGAAUUAAGUGAAUCAGUAAAUGUACACACUGCAUAUAUUCAAACAUUGUCACAAUUUGUUUCCUUCAAAGCAAUAUUCCACUAUUUCUAACAUUUGGUUACUUAACUUGUAAAACUGUUUUGAAAGAAAAUUCCUGUCAGUUUCAAGUGUAAUUUAUAAAAUGUUUCAUUGUCAUACUAUUGUUAUCAUCUAACUGUUGUCAUAACUGUACAAAUUUAUUGAUAAUUCAAUACUAUAUAAUAAAUAUUAUAUGAAUAUAUAUAUUACUAUGAUCAAUAAAAACAAAAUCUUCAUUCCUUUUGAUUUCAUAAUUUCAUGGUCUAUUUAUUGUCUCCAAAACUGUUUCUCUUGUUGACAAGUCAUAAUUAAGGG